AUGUCGAAGAACCAUCAGAUAUUGGGAGGCGUGGAGUCCCCCAAGGGACAACCUCGGCCCGCGAAUCCUGUAGACCUCAAUGAGGUCGAAAUGGUGUUCGGAACGCCGAAUUCUCCGAAAGGCGUGCAACCAGACGUGCAUUUUAUCAGCAACGAAAGGAACCACACCAAGGAGACACAUAACAACAAUAAUUUAAACGACGGUGAGGCCAUCCAACCCACGCAGCCCUUAUUAGAGCCGGAUCACGAUCGACAGAAACCACCACUAGCCGGACCUGAAGUCGACGAUUUGGACGAGGGUUUUCCCAAAGACGCUUCCCCUUACCCCGGCAUUGACGACGGUCUUCUAGAGCCAGGGGAUAAGAAACCUGAAGUACCCGAUGGCGGUGAGGAAGGCAAGAGCAACGGAGACGGAUCCAGCCAGCCGACGCACGACGACGGAGUCGGCACCGACGACGGUAAAUGGCUGUGGCCCUCUGUCGACGAGGCUGACCAUCCUUACGAUGGAGUUAAUGGUCUUGAACCUAGAUUUGGCAUUGACGACCGGCCCGGCUCGCCUUUUCCGCCAGGAUCGAUCCCGGACGUUAACACGUACCAGCAGAAAAAGAACCUGGCGCAGGGCAUGAUGGAUCUCGCGCUGCUGUCAGCUAACGCCAACCAGUUGCGCUACGUUCUGGAGUCUUCUACGAACCAUCCAUAUUUCUAUCCCAGUAUUGUCUUCAUAUCCGUAAGCAUUAUCCUACAGAUAGCAGUGGGGGUAGGUCUGAUCAUGAACAGCAGAUACAACGUGAAGGACGAUAAGGAUAUCUGCAAGGCUGACAAGAUCAACAACAUGACCGUGCUGGGCGUGUUUUUGGUCACCAUCGUUAAUGUGUUCAUCACGUCAUUCAGCGUGGCAACGCCAACCACGGGAUCCGUGGUGAAUGGGGCGAUAGUGCAGCAAGCUGGA
Messenger RNA from Iphiclides podalirius (scarce swallowtail), 948 nucleotides. The record is from the annotation of a GenBank genome assembly. Lineage: Eukaryota; Metazoa; Arthropoda; Insecta; Lepidoptera; Papilionidae.